Pomacea canaliculata is the source of this 1173-nucleotide messenger RNA. RefSeq lists its product as uncharacterized. Gene Ontology annotation, biological process: methylation. The coding region runs from base 14 to 814 and encodes 266 amino acids. The transcript is spliced from 5 exons. Gene Ontology annotation, molecular function: S-adenosylmethionine-dependent methyltransferase activity. NCBI's taxonomy places the organism in Eukaryota, Metazoa, Mollusca, Gastropoda, Architaenioglossa, Ampullariidae. The record is from RefSeq and is a predicted model, not a curated record.
CAAAGCAUCAUACAUGUCCAAGUUCACCAACGUGUUCCCUUUGGUUUGUGGCACUAAUUUCUACAAGCAGUGUGUUCCUGAUGACACAUGUGACAUUAUUGUUUCUACUUUCGCCACACACUACCUUAGUGAAGACAGUCAUGUGAGAUGUUCCAAUACAAUGUUCCCCUGGCGGUCAACAUCAGAAGAAGAGGUGCAAGCUCAUCACGAGGCUGCAGCACGUGACUGGCAGACGUUCCUCCUCCUCAGAGCAGCAGAACUCAAACAGGGUGGUCUUCUCUUUGUGUUAAUGCCGGCUAAAAGCACAGCCAAUGUCUCUUGUACACGAAAGGAAACUGCGAAGGACAUUUGGACUAAUUUUGAUUUGCUGUGGAACGAAUUCUACGCAAAGGGCUUAAUAACAAGAGAGGAGUUCCAGUCAUGCACUAUUGCGAUGGCACUUCGGACUUUACAGGAAAUAAAAGCUCCUUUCGAGAAUGCCAUUCUCCCAGUUCCACAAGCUGGUCUGAAUUUGUUGAAGGAACCUGAAGAGUUGAUCACCUCUUGUUAUGCCAAAACAAUGUGGCGACAAAACCUGAAGACACAUGGCGUUGACGACAAAAAUCUGUUUGCUCGCCUCCUCGCAAAGGGGUUUAGUGUUGUGAUAAAUGGAACCUUACGGAACACCUUCAGGAACACACGGAGUGCUGAGGAACAGUCGGAGAUAUUAAAAGACUACUAUGAAUGUUUCACUCAAAAACUGGCAUUGGCGAACCCAGAGACUUUCCAGAGUGAACUUUUUGUCAGCAGACUUGUUGCGCAGAAGUUAAAAUAGUUUCUUUGCUUUACUCGUGUAUAGCAGACCAACCGAGUCCCCGAUGUCUGCUAUAUACUUCUUUUGUAAUAAAUCAAAUGUGUCAGUGUCCUUUGUGGAAUUUUUGCAUUGUUCUUUCUUCUUUGUGUAGUGAUCUUUUUGCUGAUGUUUUGCAUUUUUUUAUUUUAGCUUUCCUUUAUUUAUGUUUCUGUACAUGGAUAACGCGGUAUUGACAUUUUAUUGUCACUCGAGAAACAAACGAAUUCAAACUUCUUGUUGUUGUUGUUGUUGUUGUUGUUGUUGUUGUUGUUGUUGUUGUUGUUGUUGUUUACUGUCGUCAGGUGCAGCCUGGCCACAGUGUUUUGAAGAAAAAAAGAAAU